CUGAAAUAAUUCCGACUAUCAGCUCAUCUCCUUGGGUGAGGGUUCAUAGCGGUGACUGUGACACGUUAGCUGUCCACUACAGUUAAACCAUGUCUGGCCGCGUUCUUGUUGGUGUCAAGCGUGUCAUUGACUAUGCAGUUAAGAUCCGCGUGAAGCCGGAUAACAGCGGCGUCGUGACUGAUGGUGUGAAGCACUCGAUGAACCCCUUCUGUGAGAUCGCUGUAGAGGAAGCGGUCAAACUGAAGGAGAAGAAGCUCAUUAAGGAGGUUGUGGCUGUCAGCUGUGGGCCCCAGCAGGCACAGGAGACCAUCCGGACUGCCCUUGCUAUGGGGGCGGAUCGUGGCAUCCACGUGCAAGUGACUGGAAAAGACUACGAAACCUUGGGGCCCCUGCAAGUGUCUAAGAUCCUCGCCGCUCUAGCCAAGAAGGAGGACGCCCAACUCAUCAUCCUUGGAAAACAGGCCAUCGAUGAUGACUGCAAUCAGACGGGCCAGAUGACAGCCGCCUUACUGGACUGGCCUCAGGGUACUUUUGCCUCAGAGGUGUCAAUGGAAGGAGACAAACUCAAAGUGGUGAGAGAAAUUGAUGGCGGCCUUGAGAUGAUCAAGAUCAACACACCGGCGGUGGUGUCCGCAGACCUUCGACUCAACACCCCCAGAUACGCCACUCUGCCCAACAUCAUGAAAGCCAAGAAGAAGAAGAUAGCCAAUGUGAAUCCAGCAGACUUGGGGGUGGACCUGACAUCACGGGUGGAGAUUUUGAGAGUGGAUGAGCCUCCACAGAGACAGGCAGGAGUGAAGGUGGAGACAGUGGACGACCUGGUGGGCAAACUAAAGGACACAGGAAGGAUAUAGACACUACAGGACCAUGGACUGGGGAGAGCAGAACUAAGACUGCUGCUCCUGAGGUUAUGCAGAGGAGUAUUACCAGGGGAGGAGGAGAACUGAGAAAUACUGUCCUGCAGCAGAUCCAGCCAACCCCAUGGGGAUCAUCUUGUCUUUUGUGUUGAUUUUUUUUUUUUUUUUGUUUGUUUCUUUUCUUAAUUUUCCUGGUUGGUUCAUCUGUAUUGUAGACUACUAAUUUAACCACAGACAGCCUGGUCUCCAAUACCAACUGUCUCAAGGCAAUAAUCUGAACCAAGAAACAUCCGCUCACUCAUGUUUGUGUGUUUUUGUGUCGCUCUGUGCAUCAAAUAUCACUGGUACCAUUUCAUGAGUCACCUGUUAAUGCUUGUAUAUCUGUAGUGAUACAUGUAAAAGAGGUGCUGAGUGUGUAAAUGAUAUUUGUAAAUAUAGAUCCACACAGAUGAUUUUGUCCUUCUGGGUUUCUUUACAUCUUAAAGAACGUGUACCUGGGUUUGCAGGACUGCACAGACCGUGUCUCUCAGUGUGAGGAAAAGAAGAGGAACAUGAUUAUAAUUCUGAAUUUUACCGCAAGCGCCUCAAUUCUCUGUUGAUUGUACAGAACGUUACCGUGAAAAUAAAGCAGCCAGUACUUUUCAUAUCCAAA
Messenger RNA from Sphaeramia orbicularis (orbiculate cardinalfish), 1509 nucleotides. It is a transcript of the gene etfb, whose product is annotated as electron transfer flavoprotein subunit beta. The transcript is spliced from 7 exons. Lineage: Eukaryota; Metazoa; Chordata; Actinopteri; Kurtiformes; Apogonidae. Gene Ontology annotation, biological process: amino acid catabolic process; fatty acid beta-oxidation using acyl-CoA dehydrogenase. Gene Ontology annotation, molecular function: electron transfer activity. The coding region runs from base 90 to 854 and encodes 254 amino acids. The record is from RefSeq and is a predicted model, not a curated record. Gene Ontology annotation, cellular component: mitochondrion.